AUGACCUCAUUCAUACAGUAUUAUAUGGUAGAAAGAAGAGGUGAUCCAAAAGGACUGUGGUACAUGGACGACCUUGGCGGUGACCUGUACUUGAUGCUUUUUCCAGAUUCACCAACUAACAUAGGCAUUGAUCCAGACUAUCUUGCCAAGGGCAGGGUAGACAAAUUGACCACUACAAUAAAGUGCAGAGACGGGAAGUGGACGCUACAUGAAAGCAGUAUUCGAAUGACUCAUCUGUUAUGCGACCAGUAUAUAAUUGAUAAGAAAAAGGCUGCAAACUCUCCAUUCAAGAUUGUGGGUUCAUUCCUAAAUGCGACAACGACGAUGCCGACACCAGAAACAGUGAGUGACUUCGACGACGAUGUUGAAGUGAAGGAUGAGACAAUCACAGAACCGAUGGCUACUGAAGUAAUUGGGAUGAGCAUAAGCAGUUUCCACGGAACAACAAAUAUCGAAACUACCACAUUACCGCCGGGAACUGAUAAGUGGACCAUUUCGGAAGAAGUGAGUACCACCAAUCAGUCAGUCAACUCGGUCUUGCCUACUAGGAUCCCAGAAACUGUUAGUCCAAUUUUAUCCACAGUAACUUCGGAGAAAACGAAACAAGUACUGGCAGUGACUACAUCAGGAGUUACAACUACCCCUAUGACGACUCUUUCUAUGGACUCACUGGUAACUGAGAGAGACGAAGUCCUGAGAAAGACUGAGCUGAAGAUCUCAAAUUCUGACGGCGACUCAGUAGCUGCUGAUGAUGUUAGAAAAAUUCACUCUAGAAGAAUCAACCCCGACGCUGCAAUUACAACAACAACGGCAAAGGCGGCAGUUGCCGGAACGGACACCCCUUUCGCGGACCUUUUCAAUGAUAUUCCAUCUAGAGCGUCUUUGCUAAAGACGGUAGGGAAUGAGCAGAUGACAACAGAGUCUACAAAAAGUGUAUCGCACGGAAACCGUGUUGUGAAAGCGAAGUUUUCAAAUUUGGAAAUCCCACCUCAAAUUGAUCCCUAUGACGGCGGAAGCCAGUGGUCGGGAAACGAACCCGCACCAAAGAAGUUAUUUCAAGUUAAAUCAGUGAAGCAGUGGAAACAAGGAAAACUUACCAAAACCAAAGGAUUUCAACGUAAAGUGGCACAUCCAAAACGAGUGGUCUUAAAAAUGCGACCACUUGCAAGAGAGCAACAAAGGAGACCGCUCAAAAAGUCCAAAAGAUCCAGAAAUAGAAGAAGAAGGAAUCAACGCGCACAACAGAGAUCUUUUCGUCAGAACAACAAAAAUAGUUAA
Messenger RNA from Necator americanus (New World hookworm), 1278 nucleotides. RefSeq lists its product as uncharacterized. The record is from RefSeq and is a predicted model, not a curated record. The transcript has 3 exons. Bases 1 to 1278 code for a protein of 425 amino acids. Lineage: Eukaryota; Metazoa; Nematoda; Chromadorea; Rhabditida; Ancylostomatidae.